Messenger RNA from Morus notabilis, 762 nucleotides. RefSeq names its product calcineurin B-like protein 7. Lineage: Eukaryota; Viridiplantae; Streptophyta; Magnoliopsida; Rosales; Moraceae. Gene Ontology annotation, molecular function: kinase binding; calcium ion binding. The record is from RefSeq and is a predicted model, not a curated record. The transcript is spliced from 8 exons. The coding region runs from base 1 to 639 and encodes 212 amino acids. Gene Ontology annotation, biological process: calcium-mediated signaling.
AUGGGCUGUCUUUGCACGAAGCAGAGGCUUAGAUCAUAUGAAGACCCUGCAGUUCUGUCAUCUCAAACCUGUUUUAGUGUUGACGAGGUUGAGAUUUUGUAUGAGCUGUUCAAGAAGAUAAGCAGUUCCAUAGUUGAUGAUGGGCUAAUAAGCAAAGAAGAGUUUCAGCUUGGUUUAUUUGGGAACAGCAAGAAACAAAGUCUUCUAGCAGACAGGAUCUUUCAAUUGUUCGAUUCGAAACAAGACGGGGUGAUCGAAUUUGGAGAGUUCGUUCGAUGUCUGAGUGUCUUUCAUCCAGAAACACCUCAAGCAGAAAAGGCUGCACGUGCAUUUCAACUAUAUGAUUUACAGCAAAACGGCUUCAUAGAGCGUGAGGAGAUCAAGGAGAUAAUCUUGGCGCUUUUCAAAGAGUCAAACUUGAUCCUUCCUGAUGAAAUUGUUGAAGAAAUCAUUACAAAGACGUUUGAGGAAGCUGAUUCAAAGAGAGAUGGAAAGAUUGAUAUGGAAGAGUGGAGAGAAUUAGUGGCUCAAAAUCCAUCCUUAUUGAAGAACAUGACAAUUCCAUAUUUGAGGGACAUUACAUUUGCAUUUCCCAGUUUUGUGCUGAAACCAGACGUAGAAGACAUCACUAACAGCUAAACUUUAAAGGUUGAGAAAGAAUCUCAGAAAUACUACAUUGCAUUACCAAAAGUGAAAAACUACAAAAGGCUGAGAAAGAAUCUCAUAAUGACUUCAGACUUUACUUUCUCAGUCAUACUACCA